Molecule: messenger RNA, 1686 nt
Organism: Chaetomium fimeti
Lineage: Eukaryota; Fungi; Ascomycota; Sordariomycetes; Sordariales; Chaetomiaceae
Product: RNA polymerase II transcription elongation factor-domain-containing protein
Exons: 2
Coding region: 100-1260 (386 amino acids)
Source: RefSeq, a predicted model, not a curated record
GCCAAACUGCCCGGUUCAAUUCCCUGUCCCUCCAACAUCCCUCCACCAUCUCUCUCUCACUCAGACACACGCUGCAACAACGCAACGACGCUCCUCGAAAUGGCAGCCCCAGGAGUUUUGGACCCGACAAAGUCCGGCCAAUAUCCGGUUAUCCUUAGCGACGCCUUGCUGGGCAAGCCAUCCAAGGAGACAUACACAGGCAUAAGAUACAACCACCGGCCAGCACUCUCGUCAGAUACCGCACCCAACACAGCGCGCCUCAAGAAAUCCGCAAAGGACGAUUCCUACAACCUCGGCUUCGACGACCAAGGGGACAAGUACCAAUACAAUGGCGUCCGUACCACCGACGACGGCAACUACGUCCUCAUCUUCGACCCCGCUCGCAAGGCUUUCGUACUGCACCGAGUCGACUCGACCUUCCACAUGAACAUCACCCGCACACCGACAGACAACAACGCCGAAAGCCUACGCCAGCAAUUUCCCCAGCUCGAAGUCAAGACCGAGUCAACAAAGAGGCCAAGAGGGAAGGCCGCGGAGAAGGCUAGCAACAACAGGGCGAACACGACCAAGGCCACUCCCACAAAAGCCAAGGGCAACAAGAACCUUGGCGCCGGAGACACGCCAAAAUCGAAAGCGAGCAGCCAACCCGAGAAGAACAAGGCGGUGGAACUGACGCUCCCUAAUCUCAGCGCGGCACCUACCAACCCUAAAAAGCAGCCGUCAGCGUCUCAAUCAGAAAAAGAAAAGAAGCCAAAGCGCCCUGCUCUAUCGCCCGUUGAAUCAGAAGAAGACGACGAUGAUGACGACGGCGGCCUGACGGUCGAGUACCCGGAGGGCAACCCAGCCGUGCUCUGCGCAUCCAACCAAUAUAUGCCCACAUUCCCCUCUGUGAUAAGGCGCUUUUCCGAGUUUGCCAACGAGAGAGAGUCGGACGACGACGACUUCGAUACUACAAUGGCUGGUGGGUACGAUGCCGGGUUACCCGAGGAAGAAGGGUAUGCCGGGGACGAGUAUGAAGAGGAGGACGAGGAAGAGCCAUCGCACCGACUGGCCAGUCCUACCAGGCCUUCCCAGUUGGACGUUCCCGUCGCUGUCGAGCCUGACCGCUAUACGUUCGAUGACGGGGACGAGGACGAAGACGAGGAUGGCGACGAUGCCCUGGAGCAGGAUAUUGGAGACCUUGAGGCAGCCCUGAUGAGAGAGUUUGAGCAAGCCGAAGGUGGCAACGAGAGCGAUAGCUCAGUGAGCGAGGAGGAGUAAGAUUCGUUCCAACUUCGUCUAGAAACGGUCCCUUCUUGCUUUGUGCUGUGUUUAUAUAUUCGGGAUCGGUAUGUACGGCGUUGCGGUUUAUAGUGGCGGGCACUACAGUUGGUACCCUUGGUCCUCGCUGAAGCAUACAUUUGGGUUUAUUUUGGGAGAACGGCUUAGCCGGCGAGAAGUAUCUGCAAUGAUCUAAUUGUGCAUUCUUUUCUGCGACUGGAUGGAGUUAGCAGGUGUGGCAGGAUACCACACAAUCGCAAGGUUGAUAGACUUUAGUUGCUCCGAUGGGGCAUGGCUGAGUUGCUCUGAUGAGGCAUGGUUUCCUUGUUAGACAAAUAAUAGUUCGAUUACAUGCUUGGUUAGCAAUGAGUUGUAACUGGGAAACUUACUAACAAGAUAUCAACAAUCAUUGCUAUCUGCUCUUCG